Messenger RNA from Salarias fasciatus (jewelled blenny), 3202 nucleotides. It is a transcript of the gene rgma, whose product is annotated as repulsive guidance molecule BMP co-receptor a. The coding region runs from base 1 to 1353 and encodes 450 amino acids. The transcript has 4 exons. Lineage: Eukaryota; Metazoa; Chordata; Actinopteri; Blenniiformes; Blenniidae. Gene Ontology annotation, biological process: BMP signaling pathway. Gene Ontology annotation, cellular component: plasma membrane. The record is from RefSeq and is a predicted model, not a curated record. Gene Ontology annotation, molecular function: coreceptor activity.
AUGCAGCCGCCAAGGGAGAGGAGCGAAGUGCGACUCCGAGCUGGAUGGAUGGUUAUGGGGGAGAGAGGGAGACCCUCGGCGCUUGAAGUGUGCAGAGUCCUGGCCCUGUUUUUCUCGCUCUUCCCCUCCGUGAGCCUGCAGUGCAAGAUCCUCAAGUGCAACUCUGACUUUUGGGCCUCCACCUCAAACUCUGGACCGGAGGAGGAUUUCUGCACGGCGCUGCGCGCGUACAACAGCUGCGUGCGCCGGACCGCCCGCACCUGCAGGGGUGACCUGACGUACCACUCCGCCCAGCAUGGCAUCGAGGACCUCAUGGGCCAGCACAACUGCUCCAAGGAGGGGCCCACGUCGCAGCCGCGGGCCCGGACCCCGCUGCCCCCUCCGCCCCCGCCGGUCCUCACCGACAGCCAGGAGCGCUCCGACGGGCCGGAGGUGUGCCACUACGAACGCAGUCUUCCGCGGAACACGGCGCCUCCGAACUACACCCACUGCGGCUUCUUCGGGGACCCGCACCUCCGGACGUUCGGCGACGACUUCCAGACGUGCCGGGUGGAGGGAGCCUGGCCGCUCAUCCACAACAAAUACCUGUCCGUCCAGGUGACCAACACCCCGGUGGUGCCAGGGUCUGUAGCCACCGCCACGAGCAAGCUGACAAUCAUCUUCAAGAACUUCCAGGAGUGCGUGGACCAGAAGACGUACCACGCCGAGACGGACGAGCUGCCGGCCGCGUUCGCCGACGGCUCCAAGAACGGAGGGGACCGGCACGGCGCCAACACCCUGCGCGUGGUGGAGAAGGUUCCCGGGCAGCACGUGGAGAUCCAGGCCAAGUACAUCGGCACCACCAUCGUGGUGCGGCAGGUGGGCCGCUACCUGACCUUCGCCGUGCGGAUGCCCGAGGAGGUGGUGAACUCGGUGGAGGAGGACGACGACCAGGACCUGUACCUGUGUCUCCACGGCUGCCCCGUCAACCAGCGCAUCAACUUCCGGAGCGUCAGGGCCCGGGCGGCCGAAGCCCACGGCUCGGGCCGGAGCAGGAGCGGCGGCGGCGGCGGCGGCUUCACCAAGCAGUCGGCGAGGGCCAAGUGCAAAGAGCGCCUCCCGGUGGAGGACGUGUACUUUCAGUCGUGCGUGUUCGACCUCAUCUCCUCCGGAGACAUAAACUUCACCAUGGCGGCCUACUACGCCUUCGAGGAUGUAAAAACGCUCCACUCCAACAGCAAAAGACAUCACAUCUUCGACAACGACUCCUUACUGGGCGGCGCGGCGCCGCGGGGCAGAGAUUUACUCCCCGUCCUUCUCCUCAACCUGCUAGCCGUCGUGUUGUGGCGUGAGUGUUGCACAGUUCACCUAUAGUCUCUUCACAACGGUAUCCUCAUGGUGUGUGUGUGUGUGUGUGUGUGUGUCAGUGAGUGUUUGAGUGUGUCGUAUGCCGGCUCCCCUGAUCGUCGGUCUAAUCAGAGGAGCUCCCCACUCUCCCUUCUCCCGCCUAUCAUCGCACGUAUUUAGCUGGUUGGUGGGACUUUUCCUCUGAAGGGAGCAGCAGUGACAGAGCCCCGCCCCCCCCCAGCUGCCCCCCCCGGGAGCUCAGGAUAUCCACCUGGGAUUAAAUCCCACAUUCUCAUCAGGGCGGCAUGCCGAUGGGAAGCCGGACAAGAUGAUCUUUUGCAGAAAGAGGAGUUCGCUGAUCCCCCCCCCUUCCUCCCCCCUGAACCCCCCCAUUGGUGCCAAGCCAGUGAAGCUUUCUGUGGCUCAUGUGGCGAAGCGAGAGGACCUGACAGGGGCUUUUGUUAACCUUAGGCCAAGAGCAGCUCUAUGUUUGAUUAGUUUCCAGCUCUGGAAAAGCCUGAGCCUUUUUGGAGGAAACACUCAGCCAAAAGGAUGUCAGAGCAGCGUCUCCAGUUGUCUGCUGUGGAGAUUAAAGGGUCAUAUUGUUACUGUGUGUGCGCGUGUGUGUGUGUGUGUGUGUCGUUGCAAUAUGUGUGCAGAAUUCAGAAUCUGUGGUUAAUUUAGUGUUUGUGGGUGCAUAACGUUUCCAGAGAGGAGAUAACGAACCUCCAGGAGGAGAAAUGUUCAGUGUUGCAAUCAGAACGAGAACAGAAGAAGCUAUUCCAGCCAGUUUGAAUGAGCUCCAUCAGCCAGGAGCAGAUUCUAAAAAAAGGAACCGAUUUAAAAUAAUCUCUUUUCAUCUAUCCGUCACUUUCAGGAUCAUACAAUCCUUUCCUCCCUUUUGUCGGAGCGGACAUGUAGAUCACACAGUGUUUGUUAUGUGAAUGUAGCCAACAACAGAGCAAAAGAACAAACUUCCUAAAGGGUACCCGGUGCGUUUACAGAUCACUGAUCAGCCGGUCCAGUCAGCCAACCCUGAGACCAUUCUGUGAAUUCAAAGCUCGAGUCAUUGCCGUCGAUGCUGUUUGUACUAGCUAUAAAGACGUCGGCUGGAGUCCGUUUCGUCUCUGAGGACGGGCAGCGCGCUGACCCGGCCGCGGUCCAGCGAGCAAACGAUAAGCACAUGUCUGCAGACCUGAUUUCAUGGCUUCAGUCGUUGCCAAAGAACAAGCCCAUGUGCCAACAUCUCCACCGCGACUGACUUCUCACCUUCGGUCUUCCAGCCGUCUGCAUUCAAAAGGGGUUGUUAACUGUACAUAACGCGCGUUUUGCGGGUGAAUCUGAGGCGCUGCAGUAACCCGUACUGUACCAGCAGGCUCGGUUUCACUUUCUGCAGUCUCACUUCUACUUUUCUUGCAUUUCACGAUCGCGCUUAUCCGUCUGAACUCUUGGCUCUCAGCUGCCGGAUCUGUUCGUGCGCAAACCAUCCCUGUAGAUACGGUCGCUACCGGGGCUCGGUUCGAUGGUCAUUUAUCCUUUACACUGAAGUAUUUGGGCAGGCCUGACUCCUGCUAGUCACAAUAUGUAUUGGUGCAGUUUGACAACAAUAACUUAAAAGAGAGAAAAAAAAAAAGCCUAACAAACAUGAUUGUAACAUUGAAUCUUGUGUUAAUAGAUGUAAUUUGUAUUGUGUGUUUUGCAGUAUACAGUUGGAAAAUGUGUAAUGUGAGAUUGUACAUACGUUUGGUGCAUUGUUGAGUUUGAAUUUGUAUAAUACUAGUUGUGUUUUUGAAUUUAUCACUCCAGUUUUUUGUACAUGAGUUGUUUCGGUGAAUGUGAACUUUUUAUUUGAAAAGGGACUCUUUCUUGCAAAAAC